This is a messenger RNA of Eremothecium cymbalariae DBVPG#7215, 561 nucleotides long. It is a transcript of the gene BUD31, whose product is annotated as U2 snRNP complex subunit BUD31. Gene Ontology annotation, biological process: mRNA splicing, via spliceosome. The transcript has a single exon. The record is from RefSeq and is a predicted model, not a curated record. Bases 1 to 561 code for a protein of 186 amino acids. Lineage: Eukaryota; Fungi; Ascomycota; Saccharomycetes; Saccharomycetales; Saccharomycetaceae. Gene Ontology annotation, cellular component: spliceosomal complex; nucleus.
AUGAAACACCGCAGUCCAUAUGGCAUAUAUAGCAUAGACUCUUUGCUGCAUCUGUGUGUGUCAGUGCCCACCCGCAUCAUGAAAAGAACAAGAACCGCUGGUCGCACCCACUCCACCGUGCCCCCACCUGGGUUCGAGAACGUCAAAGAGACGCUUGACGACUUCGACCGCCAACUCAAGGAGUUGCAGACCGACUCCGCCAAGGCCUCGAGGCUCUCAGCGCGUGCCAACGAACCUGCCUGGCAGGUGUUUCGCAUCACCCACGAACGGUCCCGCUACAUCUACAACCUAUUCUACCGAAGAAAGGCCAUCAGCCGGCAGCUGUACCGUUGGCUGCUGAACAACCGCUACGCAGACAGGCAUCUGAUCGCCAAGUGGAAAAAAAGAGGCUACGAAAAGCUCUGCUGCAUACCGUGCAUACAGCAGACAGAAACCCAGUAUGGCAGCACUUGCAUCUGCCGGGUGCCCCGCGCCACGCUGGAGAAGAACAGUGUCGACGGCGUCACCACCUUCAAGAACUGCAGCCACUGCGGGUGCAGUGGCUGCGCCAGCACCGACUGA